AUGUUUGGAACUCCAUACUGGCUUCUUCAUUAUUACACAAUUCUCGGAUAUUUUUCAUUGAUCAUCAAUUUAAUAGGACUUUAUUUGGUCUUAUUCAAAAGUUCAACAAUGGGCAACUACAAAUAUAAUUUAUUGUAUCUUCAAUUAUCGUGCACAUUUCUUUAUAUAAUAUUUUUACACGGUAUGAAACCUAUAACUUUUUUACCUAUAAUGGGUUUAAGUUGUAAACACGGAGUUCUGUGGAGAUAUCUUGGAAUUUCGUCGAGAGUUUCUGUUGUAGUAUUUGCGGAGUUAUUUGCGAAUAUAGUUAUAUCAAUGACAUCUUGUUUUCUCAAAAAAUACUCGGCUGUUACAUCAGUUGGAAAGCGAAACAUUAUACCAACAAUCAUUAUCAUAUUAGUUAUUGUUUUCAAUCAAAUUUGCAUUAUUGUUUUAACUUUAGCUAUUCCAACUAAACAACAACAAUUGAAUUUGAUACCUGAAGAAUACAACAAUUAUUUUGAUAUUCUUGAAGAUUAUCUUUUAUUUGAAAUGGAUACUUUGUCAAUAAUUUUUAUUGUACUAGUUCCGAUAGGAGCUUCUUUAAUUAUUCUGAUCAUAUUUCUCAUUACAGUUAAAAUGUUUGAUGCUUUAUCAAUAAUAAAUCCGAGACAAUCGGAAACAAAUACCAAAAGACACAAAAUUGUUUUGAAAAGUUUGAUCGCUCAAUCACUUACUACUGUUGUAUUUCUAGUUCCGUGCAUAAUUUUUGUUUUUGUAACAGUCGUUGAAAUAUCAAAUGGUAAUUAA
Caenorhabditis angaria is the source of this 789-nucleotide messenger RNA. NCBI's taxonomy places the organism in Eukaryota, Metazoa, Nematoda, Chromadorea, Rhabditida, Rhabditidae. The record is from the annotation of a GenBank genome assembly.